AUGCAAUCCAAGAUAUCAAGCCUCGCACGCCCGGGGAGAAAGACCCUCCAACCCAAGGCCUCGCCGGCAAACAACAAUUUUUACAUCUACUCGAGCGAUGCAACCAUUGACCCAGGAAAGGAACAUCAAGUCCUAACCAAGGGCACCCCAAUCGACACCUUCGUAUCGAAUCUGAAAGACAAAGUCAUCAUCUUGACCGCGAAGCCCACGGCGCCCGAUCGAGUCGCAAAUUUCGACGCGUCAGACAAGUGGCUCCAGUGGUUUUCCCAUCUGAACACUCAGCCAAGCGGAUUUGUCUUCUCGUUGAAGGAGGAUGACCAGACGAACAUCCAAAGCUUCCAGUUCUCCUUCACGGCUCCAUGGAGGGUGACUUUCAGUUCCUCCUCCGACGCCCUGAUUUAUUCCUUUGGCCCCAAGACCGGGUCCAGUCCCGCUCAGCCGCGGGUUCCAGUCCCUGGUAUCAACGGAAAAGUGCUCUGCUGUGGCCUGGAUCCAACGCAGCAGGGGACGCUGAGUGGCACAAUCGGGGAUGUACUCGACUUUACUAAGCUGAAGAGCCUUGCAGCAUCCAUCCCCAAGGCCAUAGUGGACUCAGAACUCCGCCUGAAUUUAUCCGCGGCCCAGAACCAGCGCAAUGCGCUGUGGCUCACCCCGGCCUUGGGCCUGGAAACGGUAAUGAGACUCCAGUUUGAAUUCGUCAACCUCGCCGCUGUACAGCAAUUUCUGUCUGACUUGUUCACCAUUCACACGGCAGGUCUGGUGUGCAACAAGGUCCUGGGCGCAUUCGGAACGGCAGAACCGCCAACUGUUGUAGAUAAAAGCUAUGUGAUGUUUCAAAUGAAUUGCGAGAUAAAGCCUGAAAGCCAUCCGUCGGUUAUGGUCAUCGCGGGAAUCAAAUUUCAAGGCUCAGCAAUGAUGGUUAUCUUUAAACCGAAGUCGAACGACCCGCUUACGGGGAUCCUAGCGUGGCUCGCUCAACUCUCUGGGGUUGCUCAGGAUGUCGAAGGAAUCUUUAAAGAGUCCAGCGCCUUCGAGGACACGCUCAAGCUGCGCCGGGUGAAACUUGGAUUCACUAUCGAAGCGCAAACUGGCAAACGUACCCUUAAUAGCUUCAGGGCCGAUAUCGAGGCACAGGCUAAAUUUGGCAGAGACAGUAAUCCUGUGGUGUUUCUCAUAUCAUACACUUGGUCGAAGGGAGCCGGCGUGGGCACCUUGCAGGGUCAACUGUGGACCAGCCAAGGGGACCAGCAAGAUUGGGAUCUGAGCCCGUACUAUUCAGAAGUUGAGGAUCUUCAGCCGAGUAUCUCCAACCCAGCCACUGGCAUCAAUCUCCUCAAAAUCGUCCCCGGAGGUGACUCAAUCCAGAAUGUGCCUCAUUAUCUCCCCACCGCAAUUACCUAUGCUUCCAUCACCCUAUCAUCAAAGAGUCUUGCCAUACGAGCAACUGUUAAGGCUCAAGAUACCCCGCCCGGCCCCCUUCCCCAGCCUUACCUGGGCCAGUUAACGAUGGACUUUUCGUUUACUUGGGGAACGCAGAAGUCGUUCGCACUGCGCUUUGGAAUUCUAGCAGGCAUUAAGCCAAGUAGCGCAUCGAUUCACAAGGACUCGGCUACGUUGGUGGGAUUCCUAUCCUAUGACUCGAAAGAACAGUCCUGGAAGGUACAGGCAGACCUCCAGGGACUCUACGCGUCUACCCUAUACGAUUUCUUCCAGCCCUCGGCGGCCAACCACAUUAUGCCAUUGAUCGAGUCUAUCGAAAUCGCGCAGUUGAGCCUGGACUAUGAAUAUACGAAAACGCCCAACGCAGUUGGGAAGUCCUUCACGCUGAGUGGUGCAAUUUACGUUGCCGACUUGGAGCUGGAUCUUACCUUCACAUACCAGACUGAUUGGACCUUCACCGCGACCCUGAGCUCCCAGGACAUGAAGGUCACGCUGGGCGAUAUCAUCGCCAGUAUCCUCGGUGACAACGCGCUCGAGCUUCCCGAUUUUGCUGCGGAUAUGCAACUUGAUGCUAACAAAGACAAGAUCAUCAUCGACGUGAAAAAGGACGCGGACUCUUUUCAGUUCAUUGCACAGAUCCACAUCGAGUCUCUGGAAUUGAUCUUCUGCCAGUACCACGGCGCUGACUGGGAGAGCACCAUCCCGUCGAAGCGGAUGCUGAUGGCCGCUCUGACCGCAUUGCCCCAUAUCAGCGUUCCCUUGGUGGGAGACCUGACGCAGCCUUUCGAUGAGAUGUACGUCCAGUGGGUGCAAGACGGUACGAAGCGGAACGGGAAUAACAACCCUGCUGGCCUCACGCGCAAAGAGAUCAAAGCUCUGAAUCCCUCGCUGGGAGAGAAACCGCUGGUCCCGAAGGAUCAGUUCAAGGACAAGACGGACUCGGAUGUGCUCGUGGUAGCGGGUUCUCAUUUUGCAGUCAUCCUCAAGACCUCCAGCGGCCAGCGGAAUUGUAUUCUUGACUACGCCUUUGCGAAGCCGAAGGAGGCGGCAGUCUACGACCGGCGGAUGGUCAGCAAACAUGCAGAAACCGAAGAAGACGAUAGUGAUGCAUCCAGCGCGCAUGCCCCGCUGAAGAAAAAGGCCGGCCCUCUGUCGAUUAGCAGCAUCGGCUUUAAGUACUCGCAGAGAGCGCUCCAUAUCAUGUUUGACGCAACCUUCGAACUGGGUCCUUUGGGCUUCACUCUCAUCGGCUUCAGCAUCGGCCUCACGAUCCACAACCUUACCCCAGCUCUUGCCGGCACCCCCAACAUCGACGGUCUGUCCGCGGCCUUCGAGAAGGCGCCGCUUUCUAUUGCCGGGUUGAUCCGACAUGGAAGCAAGGGAGAUCUGGAAUACUAUAGCGGCGGCCUCAUUGUCGGGUUUACCCCGUAUUUGUUCGAGGCCGCCGGCUUCUACGGACUUGCAAAAGGCCAGGACCCCUUCAAGUCCGUUUUUAUUUUUGCUCGCCUGGAAGGGCCCCUGGUAACACUAGAGUUUGCCGAGAUCUCCGGCGUCACCGGGGGAUUUGGGUAUAAUUCCACCGUCCGCACGCCAUCCAUCGCCGAGGUAGUCGAUUUUCCAUUCGUUGCCACCCACACCCUGGACGGACACACUGGCAGUGCGCUGGAGGCCCUGAAUCGCCUUACCAGUCCGGCCACCGGGGGCUGGUUCUCGCCUUUGGAGAACAAUUACUGGCUGGCCGCGGGACUGAAAGUCGACGCUUUUAAGAUGGUUACCGUGGAUGCCGUGAUGGUGGUCCAGUUUGGCACGGCGGUGAAGCUGGGCAUCUUUGCAGUGGCCGUCACGGAUAUUCCUGAUGCCAGCGCGAGUCUGAAAUUUGCCCACGUGGAGCUAGGGAUUGCGGUGGUGCUGGAUCUUGACUAUGGACUGCUCAAGGCCGAAGCGCAGCUCUCUCCCAACUCGUAUAUUCUCGACCCGAACUGCCAUCUUACCGGCGGUUUUGGCCUGUGUUACUGGUUUGACGCUCCACACGCCGACUCCAGCAAUACCGGCAACUUUGUGUUCACCCUCGGUGGCUAUCACCAGGCGUUCCAGGUCCCUGCUAGUUAUCCCAACCCUCCCCGGCUGGGCAUCAGCUGGAAUCUAGGUGCGAAUCUUAGCAUCACCGGCCAGGCCUACUUUGCCAUCACCCCCAAGGCCUGCAUGGGUGGCGGCCGGCUGCACGCCGCAUUUUCGGCCGGGCCUAUUGAGGCAUGGUUCGAUGCAUUCGCCGACUUCCUGAUCAACUACAAACCGUUCCACUUCCUUGCCGAAGUCGGCAUCUCGGUCGGAGUGCGUAUCAACAUCGAUAUCCUCUUCAUCCAUACGAGUGUUUCCAUCGAGAUCGGUGCCGAUCUGCAUCUCUGGGGACCCCCUGUCGCUGGCCGUCUCCACGUUCACUUAUGGAUCGCAUCGUUCGAUGUCAACUUCGGCGACAGCGACUCGUCGACGCCUCCGGUCGACCUCGCCGGAUUCUAUGACCUGGUGCUGCAAGCCAACAGUAAAACUCAGAGUGCCAAAUCCCACGCCCCCGAAAGGGGUCAGGUCAUCGAUGUCUCCGAACCCCAUGUGAGACCAUUAAACGAGGGCCUCGUCUUCCGGGGCCAGUCAGGCUUGAUGAAUAAAAGCGACGUCCCCGAGGUCCCUGCCAACCAGCCCUGGGUUGUCCGAGGAGGCACGUUCUCUUUCAUCAUCUCGUGCACGAUGGCCAUCGACACGGCGACUUGCAAUGGCCAAAAUCUCACAUACACCACCAACCAGAUUUACGCCCGCCCCAUGCACCUCACUGCCCCCCUUUCCUCAACCAUGACGGUCAGCAUUCAGCAGGGCGGCGCCUCUGACGAUACGGUCUGGGGAAUGGAUAAGUAUAUCAAGGCGAGUCCGAAUGCCCUCUGGGGAGUAUACUCUCCAACUACGGACCCCUCCGGCGGAAACAACCACAUCUCCGCACUCCUCAAUGGCAACAACGCCACCACCCCGUUAAUGAUGGGCCUCCAGUUAACAGCACCUCCGCCGACCCUGUCCCCUGACAAACUGCCCCAGUUUAACAUCGAACAGGCCGAUCUGCAGCGAAUCCCUGCCGAGAAGCCAUUCCCGCCAUGUGUGCCGUCUCACCCAGAAUGGGAGCCUGACACGGCCCACGGGACGAGCCAGUGGACCGAAGUCCGCGACCACUGGGCAACCCCGGACUGGUCGACGGGUGAGGAUGGCCAGAAGGGAUUCGUCGAGACCUGGGCGAAAACAUUCCGGUGGGAUUCGGAGUUUUUGUCGACGUUAGCGCCGAUGCCGCAGACGUUGAAGAAGGAUUUUUUGAAUUUGUAUGUGGCGGCUCCGUUGAUGACGAAGUGA
Aspergillus tanneri is the source of this 4827-nucleotide messenger RNA. RefSeq lists its product as uncharacterized. The record is from RefSeq and is a predicted model, not a curated record. The coding region runs from base 1 to 4827 and encodes 1608 amino acids. The transcript has 3 exons. NCBI's taxonomy places the organism in Eukaryota, Fungi, Ascomycota, Eurotiomycetes, Eurotiales, Aspergillaceae.